This is a messenger RNA of Xenopus laevis (African clawed frog), 2941 nucleotides long. RefSeq names its product provisional ortholog of serine/threonine kinase 35 L homeolog (gene stk35.L). The coding region runs from base 39 to 1097 and encodes 352 amino acids. Gene Ontology annotation, cellular component: nucleus; nucleolus; cytoplasm. Lineage: Eukaryota; Metazoa; Chordata; Amphibia; Anura; Pipidae. The record is from RefSeq and is marked predicted. The transcript is spliced from 3 exons. Gene Ontology annotation, biological process: negative regulation of G2/MI transition of meiotic cell cycle. Gene Ontology annotation, molecular function: nucleotide binding; ATP binding; protein serine/threonine kinase activity.
GGGAGCGCGGCUCUGGGCGUUGGGAUGAGGGAACCGCCAUGGAGCGCAGCCCUGACAGGAAACGUCGGUGUCUCGGACCCCGAUACAGUCUCUUGGCAGAGAUCGGCCGCGGCAGUUACGGGGUGGUGUACGAGGCCCUGGCCCGGAGGAGCGGAGCACGGGUGGCGGUAAAACGGAUUCGAUGUGAUGCCCCAGAGAAUGUGGAACUGGCCCUCUCAGAGUUCUGGGCCCUCACCAGUCUCCGCCGUCGCCACCCCAACGUCGUGCGAUUCGAGGAAUGCGUCCUACAACGUAACGGCCUGGCCCAGAAGAUGUCGCACGGCAACAAGGAGUCGCGACUCUAUCUGCGACUGGUUGAGACUUCUCUCAAGGGUGAGCGAAUUUUGGGAUAUUCUGAAGAAGCUUGUUACCUAUGGUUCGUAAUGGAGUUCUGCGAGGGCGGUGAUCUUAAUCAGUAUGUCCUGUCCAGACGACCAGACCCUGCUAUAAACAAGAGCUUUAUGCUGCAGCUGACCAGUGCUAUAGCAUUCCUGCACAAGAACCAGAUUGUUCACCGUGAUCUGAAACCGGACAAUAUACUCAUUACCGAGCGCUCAGGGGUCCCUGUGCUCAAAGUGGCUGACUUUGGCCUUAGUAAAGUGUGCGCUGGCCUAACACCCCGCGGGAAGGAGACCACCGGUGUUGGCACCAAUGAAAACAGGACUGUGAAUGUGAAUAAAUACUGGCUGUCAUCAGCGUGUGGCUCAGACUUCUAUAUGGCUCCAGAGGUGUGGGAGGGUCACUACACUGCCAAGGCUGACAUAUUUGCCCUGGGCAUAAUAAUCUGGGCCAUGAUCGAACGAAUUACAUUUGUGGAUGCAGAGACCAAGAGGGAGCUGCUCGGGACCUACAUAAAGCAGGGCACUGAGAUUGUCCCCGUGGGGGAGGCACUGCUAGAGAACCCAAAGAUGGAACUUCACAUCCCACAGAAACGUAGGACUUCCAUGUCUGAAGGCAUCCGGCAACUGCUGAAAGACAUGCUGGCUGCGAAUCCACAGGAUCGACCCGAUGCGUUUGAGCUGGAGACUCGAAUGGACCAAGUUACAUGCGCUGCUUGAAGCUGUGAUACAGGUUUGACAUGAAUUCUGCAGUCUUACACUCCAGUUGUGGAUCCCCUGUGGCACCACUUCCUUCAGCCCUCUCAGAGAAAUCUCUACAGCUUGGGACUCUCAUAAGCAGUCUAAUAAACACUUGUAGCAUCCUGCAUUUUUGUGUACCUGCUGCUGGUGUCCCAGUUUGCCCAGUGUACCAAAUGACUUGGUGGGACUGGUGUUGCCUCACCUGGAUGUGGGCAUCAAAUGCCAGUGCAUGGACUACGGUGUGGCAAUGUCUCAAAACACUGAUCUCUCUGAGCUCAUCUCGCUACACAAAGGGAGACCUGAGGGCCUGAAUGCUGUGGGAAUGUCAGUUUUGCUGCUCUUUGUGGGAGGGUGGGGUGUCUCUUUGUGUAGGUGGCUACAUCUGUGUAUAAAUGGUAGCCAUAAACUUGUUCUAUCAGUUUUUCAGACAUUGCUGCCAUGGCUAUAGCUCUGCAAAAGUUGGUGUCUUAGUACUGCCAGCUGUGUGCCAUGUUACAUGUCUCAGGGAUCUGGCAUCUUCUACAUCGAUUAUAUUAUUUUUUUUCCCCCUCUGCUCUAGACUUUGGGAGAGGGUUGUCACACACUACCCCCCGUGCCUCCUCACUCUGCACCUUAAUGGUUUCCUUCCUAUGCAUGAACAGAAAUAGAUCCUUGUGUGCCCUUUGUAGCUACCACAGUGCCUACUUCCAGCACAUCAACCCUGGCAUGCACGACUGUGCGAAUGCUGCUUACCCACUUCUUGCGCUCACUACCCUUUAGUAAGUUGUGCCUUAUUUCACCUUCCCUCCUUUGGAACUGUGGAACCUUCUUCCAGCCUGAAGCAGGGCUCUGCUUAGUAGUUUGUCCUUCACUGUCAUGUGUUGUGUAAGGGUUAAUAAGCAAUAAUGGGAGGGCAGUUAUAAAUCUGUAGAUGAGACAUCCUUUACGUGGAAAACUAUAAUACUAGAAAACUUGUUUUCAUUACCCUCUGUCGUUUUGGCAGCUUUGCUUCGUUAUUUAUGCAAGUGUGAAUUUCCAAUGAGCAUACUGCCUGCUUUCUGCUCCCUUUACUUCUUACUUGGUGCCCCAAGCACACAUACAAUCACCUGAGCCAGUGCCAUGAGCAUGCAGUUUGAUCUGGUGAGUCUUCAUACGGUCAGGAUUGCAAGAGCACAAUUUGGAAAUGUAAUGCAAAUGCAAAACUGGGGCACCAUGAUGCGACGUGUGCCUGGGCUCUGUGCCGGAAGCAUGCAACUAAACUGCAGUGGCUGGAAGUAUGAGGAGUGUGUUGAGUGGGCUGCUCCUUAAUUGUGGGUAAGUUGAACGGGUAAAAGGUGGUUUGGGUGGGUGACAUAUUGUGGGGCAGCUGGAGCCUUUCCUUUGUGAGUGUAGUACUGAGUGGUGAGUGGACUGCCUUUUCUCAUUAGGGUAGUUGGGUGUGAGCUGUGUGCAGUGCUAGAUUGUUUUUCUGGGGGUGAGAUGACCCGUGUGCUUGGAAUUUGUGGGUGGAUAUGAGCUGCACUGUGACUGCUGUGCCCAAUUCCAGGCUUGGAAUUUGGGGCAGGGUAACGGUACAGCUGGAGCGGCUGAGCCUUGAGUGCAGUUCUGGGGCAGAUUUCUUUUGUUUGUAGGGGCAUGUGUAAUAGUUUGGUUAAGUGCCUCAGAUACGGUAGAUGGAGCACAUGCUAUUGGUGGCUGGAUCUGUCAGACCCCCUUCCCUUCUCGUUGCUGAUUGGACGUUAUGGACUGUAUUUAUAUUUGCGGAAGCACUGUUCUCUUUUCCUCCCGUGUGAUUGGCACAGAUGGAAAUGAGAUUUCUCUUAUAAAUAAAGUGGUUAAACUGC